This is a messenger RNA of Sclerotinia borealis F-4128, 1422 nucleotides long. The record is from the annotation of a GenBank genome assembly. NCBI's taxonomy places the organism in Eukaryota, Fungi, Ascomycota, Leotiomycetes, Helotiales, Sclerotiniaceae.
AUGUUUAGCCUCAACAGACAACUUUUUAGAUUGUUAAGGACAACACCAGUCGCAACACCACCUAGGAAGAUGUCUUUAUCUCAUCUGGUAGACUCGAAAACACAUUUGAUACCAGGAAAACUCAAAGUUUCAGAAUUAGUCUUCGAAGUUCCUUUGGACGUAAUCAAACAUGAGAACCCAGUAGCAAAGCCUACGGAAGAAGAAAUCCGCAAGUCUUCCCAAAAGCCCUGGUUUGUCUACCUUCAAGGUGGACCAGGCUUCGGAUGCAAUCCUCCUCAAGAUGCACCAAUCACCAAUGUAGUCCUCGAUAAAGGUUACCAGAUGCUUUAUAUUGAUCAGCGUGGUACUGGAUUGAGUAAUCCCAUUUCAGCGGCUACUUUGGCUUUGCAAGGAGAUGCUCAACGCCAAGCGGAUUAUCUUAAGCAUUUUAGAGCUGAUAAUAUCGUGAGGGAUUGUGAGGCUAUACGCAAAAUUCUUACUGCUGAUUAUCCUGAAGAACUCAAGAAAUGGUCCGUCUUCGGCCAAUCCUUUGGAGGUUUCUGCGUUCUCACAUACCUCUCCUUCCACUAUCAAGGUCUCCGCGAAGUCUUUACCAGCGGCGGUCUUGCCCCCGUCGGUCACUCAGCCGAGCGAGUCUACCGCGCCACAUUCCAAAAAGUAAUUGAGAGAAAUCGAGCCUACUAUCAAAAAUUUCCUGAAGACGUCGCCGUAGUUCAGGGUCUUGCGAUUCACAUCAGCGCUAAAAAUGGACUCCAAUUACCAUCUGGUGGUACAUUGACUGUUCGGAUGUUCUUGACUAUGGGUAUCAAUUUUGGGUUCCAUGGAGGAUUGGAUACGGUUCAUGAUGUUGUGCUGAGGAUGAGUUCGGAUUUGGAUCAAUAUUCUUUCGUUACUAAACCAACUCUAAAGGCUAUUGAGGAUAUGGUCAGUAUGGAUAACAAUGUAAUCUAUGCCAUCUUACACGAAUCCAUCUAUUGCCAAAGCGGCAAAGCAUCAGACUGGGCUGCCGACCGAAUCGGCAAAACCCUCCCCGAAUACAAAUGGCUCACCGGGCGUCCCCGCUCCCCCAACUCCAUCAUCUCCGAACCCCUCUUCUUCUCCGGCGAAAUGAUCUACCCCUUCAUGUUUGAGACCUCGCCCGAACUAGCCGCCAUCUUCCCCGCUGCAAAAAUCCUCGCCGAAUACACUGAUUGGCCUCCCCUAUACGACGAAUGGCAGCUGGCGCGCAAUGAGGUCCCGCUGUAUGCGGCUACGUAUGUAGAUGAUAUGUAUGUGGAUUUUGGGCUUGCGCAGGAAACGGUUAGGUUGGUGAGAGGCUGUAGACAGUGGGUUACGAAUGCGAUGUAUCAUGAUGCGGUGAGGUCGAAGACGGGGGAGAUGAUGGGGGUGUUGUUUGGGUUGAGGGAUGGGGGGUUGGAUUAG